AUGGAGACAAGGGCGUCUUUCAUUACCACCAUGCAGGAGACCCAGCAUCUCUCCCCAGAGAAGGGUCAAAGCCCAGCUAAUGGCAACAUGGAGCAAUUUGAUUCAGAUGAGGGCUCCAGUAUUGAGAACACAGACUUCAACUGGGAUGAGUUCCUGGAGGAAACAGGAGCGAGUGCUGCCCCGCACACCUCCUUCAAACAUGUUGAAAUCAGCCUUCAAAGCAGCUUCCAGCCAGGGAUGAAAUUAGAAGUGGCCAACAAGAACAAUCCAGACACAUACUGGGUGGCUACGAUCAUUACAACGUGUGGACAGCUCUUACUGCUCCGUUACUGUGGCUAUGGAGAUGACCGCAGGGCAGAUUUCUGGUGUGAUGUGAUGACAGCAGAUCUUCACCCAGUUGGCUGGUGUACACAGAAUAACAAGGUCCUCAUGCCUCCAGAUGCUAUCAAGGAGAAAUACAUGGACUGGACAGAGUUUCUCAUACAUGAUUUGACUGGCGCCCGGACUGCACCUGCAAAUUUGCUGGAAGGUCCUCUGCGAGGAAAAAACCCUGUAGACCUCAUUACAGUUGAUUCCUUAAUAGAGCUGCAGGAUUCCCAGAAUCCCUUUCAGUACUGGAUAGUUAGUGUGGUUGAAAAUGUUGGAGGAAGAUUACGCCUUCGCUAUGUGGGAUUGGAGGAGACUGAAUCCUAUGACCAGUGGUUGUUUUACUUGGAUUGCAGACUUCGACCAGUCGGUUGGUGUCAAGAGAAUAAAUACAGAAUGGACCCACCUUCAGAUAUCUAUUCUCUGAAGACUAUAUCUGAGUGGAAAUGCGCUUUGGAAAAAUCUCUUAAUGAUGCAGCAAAUUUUCCUCUUCCAAUGGAAGUGUUCAAGGACCAUGCUGAUUUACGAAACCACUUCUUCACUGUGGGGAUGAAGCUGGAGGUGGUGAAUAUGAGGGAGCCGUUUCAUAUUUGUCCUGCAUCAGUGACCAAGGUUUUUAACAGUCAUUAUUUACAAGUGACCAUUGAUGACUUGAGACCUGAACCCAGCAAAAUCUCAAUGCUUUGCCAUGCAGAUUCCUUAGGGAUCUUGCCAAUACAGUGGUGCCUUAAAAACGGAGUCAAUCUCACACCUCCGAAGGGUUACUCUGGCCAGGACUUUGACUGGGCAGACUACCAGAAGCAGUGUGGAGCGGAGGCAGCGCCUCACAUGUGCUUUAGAAAUACAUCCUUCAGCCGUGGCUUUACUAAGAACAUGAAGCUGGAGGCUGUGAACCCCAGGAACCCUGCAGAGAUAUGUGUUGCUUCUAUCACCUCAGUUAAAGGACGGUUAAUGUGGCUUCACCUUGAAGGUUUACAGAUGCCUUCUCCAGAGUACAUAGUUGAUGUAGAGUCUAUGGACAUUUUCCCUGUUGGCUGGUGUGAAGCGAAUUCUUAUAACCUAACUCCACCACACAAAGCUGUUUUGCGAAGGAAGAGAAGGAUUGCAGUAGUGCAACCAGAAAAACAGUUACCAUCCACAGUGCCUGUUGAGAAAAUACCUCAUGACCUCUGCCCAGUUCCUCAGCCAGACACAACAGGCACCAUCAAUGGGAGAUACUGCUGCCCCCAGCUCUACAUCAACCACCGCUGCUUCUCAGGUCCAUAUUUAAACAAAGGCAGAAUAGCAGAGCUACCUCAGUCUGUCGGGCCUGGCAAGUGCGUGCUGGUCCUCAAAGAGGUUCUCAGCAUGGUGAUCAAUGCAGCUUACAAGCCAGGGAGCGUUUUACGAGAACUGCAGCUAGUGGAAGACCCUCAGUGGAAUUUCCAAGAGGAAACGCUUAAAGCAAAAUACAGAGGGAAGACCUACAGGGCAACUGUUAAGAUUGUGCGGACGUCGGAUCAGGUAGCAGAUUUCUGCAGAAGAGUCUGUGCAAAGUUAGAGUGCUGCCCCAACUUGUUCAGUCCUGUGCUGGUGGCUGAGGUCUGCCCAGAGAACUGCUCCAUUCAUACUAAAACCAAGUACACUUAUUAUUAUGGGAAGAGGAAAAAAAUCAUUAAGCCACCAAUUGGGGAAAAUAACAACAUGAAAAGUGGACAUGUCAAGCCAGCCAGACGCAGAAAAAGGCGGAAAUCGAUCUUUGUGCAGAAGAAAAGGAGGUCGUCAACUGUCGACUUGAAUGCUGCAGGCUCUGCAGAGGAGAGUGAAGAUGAUGAGCCAGAUGCAAUGGAGGAUGAGACAGCAAGCGAAGAGACCAGCUCAGAGCUCCGGGAUGACCAGACAGAUACCUCUUCUGCUGAGGUUCCCUCCACCAGGCCUCGGCGAGCAGUCACUUUGAGGAGCAGCACGGAGUCUGACAGACCUCCUCCCACAGACAGAGCCCGACGGAGCCGCAGGCCACAGCCCCACUCCUAUAGUGAGGUGGAGAAGUGUGAACAAGUCAAGGAAGAAAUUAAGCAAGAAGAGGAAGAGAAGCUCAUUCUGGACAGUAAUCCGCUGGAGUGGACUGUGACUGAUGUUGUGAGGUUUAUUAAGCUGACUGACUGUGCACCCCUUGCCAAAAUAUUUCAGGAGCAGGACAUUGAUGGCCAAGCCCUUCUACUGCUGACACUGCCCACAGUACAAGAGUGCAUGGAGCUGAAGCUUGGUCCAGCUAUCAAACUCUGUCACCAGAUCGAGCGAGUAAAAGUUGCUUUCUAUGCACAAUAUGCCAACUGA
Molecule: messenger RNA, 2682 nt
Organism: Indicator indicator
Lineage: Eukaryota; Metazoa; Chordata; Aves; Piciformes; Indicatoridae
Gene: SFMBT2
Product: Scm like with four mbt domains 2
Exons: 20
Coding region: 1-2682 (893 amino acids)
Biological process (GO): regulation of DNA-templated transcription
Cellular component (GO): nucleus
Molecular function (GO): histone binding; transcription corepressor activity
Source: RefSeq, a predicted model, not a curated record